This is a messenger RNA of Plasmodium gonderi, 2862 nucleotides long. RefSeq lists its product as hypothetical. The transcript has a single exon. Lineage: Eukaryota; Apicomplexa; Aconoidasida; Haemosporida; Plasmodiidae. Bases 1 to 2862 code for a protein of 953 amino acids. The record is from RefSeq and is a predicted model, not a curated record.
AUGUUAACAUCAACUGAAGAACUACUGGAAAAUCAGGAAGAAGGAAAUGAAUCUCAAAUAAUGAUGAGUAAUAGUUACAGUGUACAUAAGCAAAGGAAUAGCAUAGAUUAUAAUAAGAACAAAGAGGAAAUAAAUAAUCUCAAUGGAGUAAAUUCAAUUCAUCAAAUUAAUGACGAUUCCAUGGUGAUGCCGACGAAUCAUGUGAAUAUCAGGAAGUUUGAAAACAAUGGCCAUUUGGGAAAGCGAAAGAGAGAAGGAAUAGAGGAGAAUUCAGACAAGGGUUACAUGAUGAAGGAAUAUCAAGAGAAUAAUCAGAUGAAUAAUAUCGGAUAUGUAACUUAUGAUGAUGAUAAUGACAAAGUGGACUUGUUAAGAUGUAGUGGAAGUCAUGUGUCCAAUAUGCAUGAAGAAAAGGGAGAGGGAAAAAAUGGAAUAUUUUCAAAGAAAAAUGAUGCACAAAAAUACAACAAAACUUACGAAGACAAGUGCGAGCCUGAAUGUACAGUAUCAUCAGAGAAUGAGCAUGAUGAAGCCGAUUUUUUAAGUAACAAUAGCAAAAUAAGAAACGAAAUAAUGGAUAGUGAAGAAGAGGAUGGCUCGUCUGUUGCAGCAUCCUUAUCAACACAAAGUAAUUAUGGUAAGUAUAAAGACAUAGAUCCAGAUGACUUAAUUUCAUUAUAUGAAAAUGAAAAUAUAGAAGGUUUAAAAAAAACAGAAGAAGAAGAAGAAGGUGAAGGUACGUUUGACAGAUAUUUGGAUAAACAUUAUAAAGGGAAUAUAAUUAUUGAUGGGAAAAAUGAAGUGGAUGAAUUUUUAUUCGCAUCUAGAAUGGCUUAUUACGAUUUAGCUAACCAUAAUAGAGAUAACUCCUCUGAAAUGAAAAAACAAAAUAAUUCAUUGAAUUUUUUAAAAGAAAAUCAGGAUGAAGAAAAUGAAACAAGCACCGAGUUAUCUGAUUUUGACAACUCAGAGGGGGAACAAGAUAUUGAGGAAAUUCCAAGAACUAAUGAAAUCAAACAUCUGAAAAUCCAAAAAGAUAAUGCUUACAUUCAAUCUUUGCACAUUCCAGAUGAUCAUAUGGUGAUCGAAGAUGAGUUAAAAAGUGAUAAACAAAAGGAAAAUCACAAAGAUGUGCAAAUUACAUUGGGGCAGGACUCAUGUUUUCAGGAAGAUGAUCACAUGUUCAAUAUUAAAACAGAAAAAGUAUCUCUGGAGUUAAUCAGUGAUGAAACAAAAGAUGGAAUUACUAAAGGAAGGACGAAUGUAAUCUUGAACGAAAAAAUAAAUGGUGAAGAAGAUGUAUCUGAAAAUAUGAUAUUGGUAAAACCAACAGAGUGUGUUUUCCCAGAAGGAAAAAAUAUGUUUAGCAACCAAAGUAGAAUAAGAUUAAUGGGAGCCCCAGAAUGCGUAAAAGAAGAUGUAAAAAUAGAAAAAAUAGGGAAAUUAAUAAAAAUGGAAAACGAUGUACUAACAAUUCAUGCAUUUCGUUGUGAAUAUUAUUUAAGUGUUGCAUCUGUUUUGUGUUUAGAAAAUAGAAAAUUAAUUGGAUGCAUUAUUAAUGUCACUUCAACUGAGACAGAAGUUUUUUAUUAUGCCAAAUUGAUUUUUCCACAUCUUAAAAAUGAAUUAAAGGAAAAUAUAGAUAUAUACGUCGAUCAAAAACAUGCAUUAUACAUCAAUGUAGGAACAAAUAUUUGCUCCGAAUUGUUUAGUGUAUUCAAAAAUAUAACGAUACCUUAUGUUUUUAUUAACUACCACGAUUUGUACAAUAUUGCAGAUGCACAGCUGAUGGAAAGAAAUAGUCAUAACAAUGGGCCAGACAAUUAUGAUGAGAAGAACAAUACACCAAAUUCUAAUAAACAAAAUGGAUAUGUGAUUGGUAAUUUAUUAGACAGAAUUACAUCUCCGUCCUGCAAAGAGGCAGGCAAAAAUAUGAAUACAAAUGUGCAAAUAAAAAAAUCCAAAAAAAAGCAUAUUCCUAGAGGUGAAUUAACACAUAAAAAUAACAAUUAUCGAGAAUAUACCAAAAACAAUAUCCCCUAUAAAUCCAAAAAAGGGCGUAAUUAUGCUAAUGCAUCAUCCCAUCGUCAUGAAAAUUACGAGUUUAAAAAUAUGUCUUAUGUAAAUUAUGGUAGAGUUACCGAAAUGGUCUACCCAAAUAAUAAUAAUGCAACUGAUCUACUUGCGCAUGCAGGACAAAAUGUUACCUAUAUGGGUGCACCCAGUAUGAAUGGAAAUACACCACACGAUUGUGUAGAUUCCACGAGUUCUGUUAAGAUGCAGGGAAACGUUUCCAAACAGUUAUGUAAACCGAACAGAUGUAGUAACAACUUCUACAAUAUGGCCAACUCGGACAAUCAGAGUAUCCAUAAGAAGAAUGCUAGUGUUACAUACACAUCAAAUGUAAUUCCUUAUAACAAUUACAACACCACAUCUUUUAUAGCACAAAAUUAUAACAACAAAUACGUAAACCCCAACUACCCAAGGUCGAUGUUAUAUAACCAGUAUACUGAAAGAAAUGGUACACAUUCAAAUGAGACCAUAAGCGACACUUAUGAUAGGUUCAAUUACAAUGUACACAUGGUAAAUAACGAACUAAAUGGUAUAAAUAAAUAUAAUUUAAAUAAUAAAAUGAAAAAGGUUCCAUUCAGUAAUGUUGCAUAUGUUAACUCAAAUGUUUACCCAAUCUCCAGUACAGGUAAUUACACCAACAAAAAGAUAAUAAAUACGCAUGUUGUUACGCAUCCCUAUAAUAUGUAUAAUGGUAAUCCAUCGAACGUUUACCUCAAUGAAAUGAUGUUUCUUAGCAAUAUGGGUGGUGUUCCUUCUGCGUACCGUUUGCCUAAUCCCCAUGGACAUUAG